Molecule: messenger RNA, 516 nt
Organism: Brassica napus (rape)
Lineage: Eukaryota; Viridiplantae; Streptophyta; Magnoliopsida; Brassicales; Brassicaceae
Exons: 1
Coding region: 1-516 (171 amino acids)
Molecular function (GO): nucleic acid binding; RNA-DNA hybrid ribonuclease activity
Source: RefSeq, a predicted model, not a curated record
AUGGAAACCCUAUUGAAAGCAAUCAAGGAAGCACGAGAUUGGUCUUUAGCUCAACUCCCCCACCAAAACCCCCAAACCGGUAACACUAGUAUCGCCCUGGAUCCGACCAUCGACCCACCUCAAGUGCGCAUGUAUACUGAUGCAGCCUGGAACCCUUUGUCGAAAUGCGCUGGACUCGGUUGGAUCAUCGACGAUUCUGGAACUACCACAACAUAUUCAGCGACCUCCCCCUUUGUGGCGUCGCCCCUGAUUGCGGAAACUUUGGCUCUUCGAGCAGCCAUGAUCUCUGCUAACACUCUUGGAAUUACCGCUCUCUGCAUCUACUCUGAUUCUUUAACCCUCAUCAAGUUGGUGAAGAAGAAAGGAAGAAACCUAGAGAUCGCUGGAAUUCUCAACGACAUUUAUCUCCUCUGUUUUAAAUUUAAUGCUAUUCAGUUUAAGCACAUCCCUAGAGCUGAUAAUAAUAGAGCUGACUCUAUUGCCAAACAGGCUCUAGGAUUAAUGUAUGAACCUUAA